Myxozyma melibiosi is the source of this 2458-nucleotide messenger RNA. RefSeq names its product pheromone-processing carboxypeptidase kex1. Gene Ontology annotation, cellular component: trans-Golgi network. The record is from RefSeq and is a predicted model, not a curated record. Bases 136 to 2178 code for a protein of 680 amino acids. Gene Ontology annotation, biological process: proteolysis; apoptotic process. The transcript is spliced from 3 exons. Gene Ontology annotation, molecular function: serine-type carboxypeptidase activity. Lineage: Eukaryota; Fungi; Ascomycota; Lipomycetes; Lipomycetales; Lipomycetaceae.
GGGUGCUGCAGCACAGUUCUUGAUAUACGAAAUAUAUAUAAACCCACGUACAUUCACCUAUUCCGCACGAUAUCCUCUUUAUCAGCGGUCGAAUUGUAUUCCUGUUUAUUCUGUUUCUCUUCGUUCUUUGUCAAAAUGAAGAACAGCCUCUGUCUGCGGCGCCCCACAAACCUAGCGCUCCUGCUGGCAGUAGUCAGCCUCGGCCUUGUCUUCUUCGUCGCGGAUCUCGUCGUCGCGUCCUCGGACUCCGCCUCGGACUACUAUGUCUCCUCUUUGCCUGGCGCACCGGAUAACGUCCGGAUGCCGCCCAUGUACGCAGGACACAUUGAGAUCAACCCCGAACACCAUGGCAACCUCUUUUUCUGGAUGUUUGAGAACGAGCACAUUGCCGACAAGCCACGAACCCUGAUCUGGCUCAAUGGUGGACCAGGCUGCUCGUCCAUGGACGGCGCGAUGAUGGAGAUCGGUCCGUUUAGAGUCGGCGACGGAGGAAAGUUACAUGUGAACGAGGGCCGGUGGAAUCAGUAUACAAACGUUCUUUUCGUGGAUAACCCGAUUGGAACCGGGUUCAGCUUCGCGGACACAGAUAGCUAUCUGCAUGAGCUCGAUGAGAUGGCGUCGGACUUUAUGAUCUUCAUGGACAAGUUCUUUACAAUCUUCCCGCAGUACCUGGCCGACGACCUCUACAUCGCCGGCGAGUCCUACGCAGGCACGUACAUCCCUUACAUCGCCGACGCGAUCCUGACUCGCAACCAAAACGAGUCCUCGACCGAUACAAAGUACCCGCUCAAGGGAAUCAUGCUCGGCAACGGCUGGAUCGAUCCUGUUCGACAGUACCUUGCCUACGCGCCCUACGCGUACAAGAACGGGCUGAUUACGGACGGCACACCGGAGGCGAAGCGUGUUGAUGAGCAGGUGAUGAAGUGUAUGAACGAGCUCAACAAGGGAAUCCACAUCACAGUCACCAUAUGCGAGGAGAUUCUGGAUGUCAUCCUCGAAGUCUCGCAAGAUAAAUCGCAGAGUGACAAAAAGACGUGCCACAACAUGUACGAUAUCCGCAAGUUUGACACGUUCCCGGCUUGCGGCUCAAACUGGCCGGACGAUCUCGUCUAUGUGACGCCGUACCUGCGCCAGGACGACGUCAAGGCUGCAUUGCACAUCAGUGCAGAGAAGAAGACGGGAUGGACCGAGUGCUCGGGAGGAGUCUCGCGGGCGUUCAAGGCGGAGAAUUCCCGUCCGACUGUUGAGAUGCUGCCGUCGAUUCUGGAGCAAAUCCCCGUGCUGAUGUUCAACGGUGACCAGGAUCUGAUUUGCAAUCAUAUCGGAAACGAGGAUCUCAUCGGCCAGAUGGAAUGGAACGGCGGCAAGGGAUUCGAGGAAGCUCCGGGGGGAGCUUGGGCUCCCAGAGAGACUUGGGCGUACGACGGCGUCGCUGCAGGAGUAUACCAGGAAGCUAGAAAUUUGACCUACGUACUUGUCUACAAUGCCUCGCACAUGGUUCCUAUCGACCAAUCGCUCCAGGCGCUGGAUAUGAUGCACAGAUUUGUUGGUCUCGAUUAUAAGUACACCGGUGAGGAGUCUAAGGGAGUAAUCGGCGAAGGUAACUCGACAACCCACCGUGAGGAUGACGACGAUGAUGAUGAUGAUGAUGACGAUGACGAUGACGACGACGACGACGACGACGACGAUAAGAUCAAAGACGCGACUCGCAAGGCGUAUUUCCGCGCCGGCGAGCUCGCCCUCGUGAUCGUCUCGCUUGCCGCGCUCGGCUUCCUCAGCUUUGUCGUCUACCAGCGACGGUUAGCAGCCAAGCGCGGCUACCGGACUGUUGGGUUCGCAAACAAGGACACGAUGAUCAGGUUGGAAGACGGAGCUGCGGCGCGAGGAGGCGCGGCGCUGGGUUCGCGGCGGUCGGAUAAUACGCGGAACCCGUAUGACGACGACGACGAUGCGGAGCUACGCAACACCGAGCUCGAUGAGUUGGUGGUCGAGUCGCCUGUGGUGACGUCGGACGAGAUCGAGCGGCGCCUGAUAUAUGAUGCGAACGGGGAUAUGGUCCAGAACCCGUACUCUGACGACGAGAGUGUUGCCGGCGACGAAGCCGGGGACGGCAACGCCGGAAGACGAAGCGAUGUAUCAGAGUCGGACCUGGGACGACGGCAAAGUAGAGAGAUCUAAGCACUUCUAGCGAGUACUUUUAUUAAUUUACAGAGCAUUUGCCGUUCAGUCUCACGGAUUGGGAAAAAUCACAAAACACAUUACUACGGGUUAAACUAUCGAUAUGCUUGUUUCUGACGACUGGGACAGCACACGGACAGGCGCAUUUUCUUCACAGCUGUUAAAAGGAGAAGAGGGUCGGGAAUAGGGGGGUUUACAUGGCACAGGCUCAUCUUUUAUUAUCUCUUUCUGUGAUAAAAUUGUAUAAUCUGAAAUUCUACUUCAUCACCAAGGAUCGUAG